UCAGAGCAAUUAUGCAUUACCAUUCAAUGAAAAUGUCAAGAGUGGAUCUCUUGACCAAUGGCGUUAAGAUGAAGUUCGACAGUUUGACAAAGUUGUCGGUUCACUUGUGGGUAAUGAAAGCUUCACGGAUCACCCUUAAUUUGAACGUCUAAUGGAGCUGCACGUUGAAAUAUCGCGUUUCGAUGGUAAAUAUUGCGCUUGAUGGCUGAAUUGUUUCCUUCAUGAUGACGAGGAUCACUUGUCAGACUAAUGUAGAAGUGCAAUGAAGUUUCUUUUAACAGUAUUUACUCAAGAGAACUCAGAAAAGAAAGGAGACAUUUACUAAGCGGAGGUGAUCACUACAAAGCAAACUAGCAUGGCAACUUGGCAGUUCAGUAAAUUUUUCUCUCUCAUGGUUCUUCUGCCCAUGACUGCAAUUCAGUCGAACAGUCAACCCAACAAGGAAACUGUCACGAUGGUACUACUUUACCCUUUUUCGUCCUGUGAGCAGCUGAUUACCACCGAUAACCAAUUCGCUUCCGCUUUCCAUGUGGCCAUCGAGACCAUAAACAACAGCAGCACCUUCAACUUUAAGUUAUCGUAUCAUCUGAAUGAUACGCGAUGCAGUGAGCUGGAUGGUAUCCAGGCCAUGACCGAGCACAGGAAUCGCGGAGUUCAAGUUUUUAUCGGGCCGGGAAACGAGACCUACUGUGCAACUUCAGCCCGUGUCGCUGCAGCCUGGAAUCUUCCAAUAAUCUCAUACUUCUGUAAUGAAGACGUUGUCUCCGAUAAAUCUCUUUACCCAACCUUCGCUCGAACAAGGCCUCCCAACUCGCAGCUAAGCAAGAGUGUAUUGGCUGUGCUGAGGAAAUUUUCUUGGACACGAGUAGCCAUCAUAUAUUGUGAUGGUAGUUGCUUUAGUCAGCAGCGAUGGGAGAAGACGAAAGAAGACAUGAAAAUAUAUUUUGAAGAAAAUGGCAUCGAGGUCACUUACGAGGCUCAAAUGCCACAAGAGCACCAGCAGGAAAGGUUUGACCUAAUCCUGGAGGAGAUCAAAGUAAAGGCUCGGAUUGUGAUAAUCGCUGCAAAUCCUGAAUAUGCACCACCAUUCAUGGUCCGCGCUCGAAGUAAAGGGAUGACAAAUGGUGAUUACGUGUACAUCAUCAGCACAGCUAACUCUGUGAUUGGCCAACAGCAUCAGGACGCGGAGUAUUGGUUGACAGGAAUCAGUGGAAAGAUCAACAAGGUCGAAGCCGAGAGAGCCUGGCACUCAGUACUUACACUAGUUCCCAGACCUUUCGACGCUACCAAGUACAAAAAGUUCCAGCAGCGUGUGUUAAAAAAGGCGAACGACGAAACGCAGGACCAAGUAGUUCAUUAUGCGGCGUAUUUGUAUGACGCCGUGUAUUUGUACGCGUUGGCACUGAAUAAGACGAUUUCCAACGGACAGAGCCCAAAGGACGGAGUUGCCGUGUUUAAGAAUAUCAAAAGGACAAAUUUUGAAAGUAUCACAGGAUUUCAAUUACAUGUGGAUGAGAAUGGAGACGUUGAAUUUAACAUGACGCUUCUAGAAUAUUUCAAGAAUGCUGGUGGUGGACAUGAAAUGAAGACUGUUGGCGAGUUUAAGCUGAACGAAACGAGCGGAAACCAAGUCCUUGAGCUAUUUUCCGGGAUUAAUAUCAGCUGGUCCGAGUAUGAUCAGCGAACUUCCCCUCCAGUAGACAGGCCUCCAUGCGGAUUCACUGGUGAGCUCUGUCCAACACCUUCACCAAGUCCUUCAAAGCCAAUUAUCUACAAAGCAGGUGUCAUAGCUGCUGCUGUAGUUUCGUCUCUUAUCGUAGCUGGUACGGUGCUGUUACUCUUCUAUAUCAGUAGGAAACACGCCUUUGAAAAAGAGCUGGCCAGUCAAAUAUGGAAGGUGAAAUACGAAGACAUCGUGAUUUGUCCUGCUAUGGGUAGCAGUGUCUCAAGGAUAUCAACCAUUAGCGAGAUAUCAACGGCAAACAGACCUCGGUGCGGCAUCACACUGGGGACAUAUAAGGGACAUCCAGUGGUCGUAAAACGCAUUGAGAAAAAUCAUGUUGACUUAACAAGAACUGUGCUCCUUGAACUAAAACAGAUUCGUGAGGUACAUCACCCGAAUUUGACCAGGUUUUUUGGCGCAUGCGUGGAUGCUCCCAACAUCUGCAUUCUCACAGAAUACUGCUCAAGAGGAACUUUACAGGAGGUCAAUUUGAACGAGGACAUAAAGUUAGACAGCAUAUUUAUUCAUAGUUUUAUCCUGGAAAUUGCAACGGGCAUGGACUAUCUUCACAGUGUUGACAUCAAGUUUCAUGGACGCCUCACCUCAUCUAACUGCGUGGUAGAUAGCCGCUGGAUUUUAAAGAUCACAAACCACGGGCUCAGGGAGUUCAAGGCGCACAACGAACGCCUCAGCGUGAGAAGUUGCGGUUAUGUCCAAGACUACUCUAAGCUGUUGUGGACUGCUCCUGAACUUUUACGUCAGAAACAAAACCCAUGCAGGGGUACUCCAAAAGGAGACGUUUAUAGCUUUGGAAUCAUAGUACAUGAACUGGAGACUAGGAAUCUGCCAUAUCAUGACUGCCACCUUGAGGCAAAGGAAAUUGUCGGUCGCGUGUCGACCCGUACCAAUCCUCCUUUUCGCCCUCCACUCACGGCCAAUGUGGCAAGAGAAGAUCUUCACCUCUUGAUGAAAAUGUGCUGGAAUGAGAAUCCAGAUGAAAGACCUGAAUUUUGGGAGAUAAGAAAGCUAUUAAAGAAACUCCACGGAAGAAAGAACAACCUCGUCGAUAAGAUAAUUUACAUGCUGGAAGAACAUUCACUCAAUCUGGAAAAACUCGUUGAAAAACGAACUGAACAGUGGAUUGAAGAAAAGAAGAGGACAGAUGAACUGCUUCACAGCAUGCUCCCAAAGAGUGUAGCUGAUCAGUUGAAAAGAGGAAGACCAGUGGAGGCUGAAAGUUUUGACGAAGUAACAUUAUUCUUUAGCGACAUCGUGGGAUUUACUGCUCUGUCCUCAGAGAGUACUCCAUUGCAGGUCCUGUUUGCGCAGGCGUUGUUGGCUUGAAAAUGCCUCGUUAUUGUCUGUUUGGCGAUACAGUAAACACUGCCUCCAGAAUGGAAUCAAGUGGAGAAGCUUUAAAAAUCCACAUCAGCGCAGCCACCAAGGUGUUCUUAGAGACAUGUGGAGGUUAUAACAUGAGAGAACGAGGAUCGAUUGAAGUCAAGGGUAAAGGAAAAUUGGUGACAUAUUGGUUAAACGGAAGAGUCAGUCACGCGCCUUCAUCAGAAGUUGUUUCAAGAUCACGAUCAAGAACUGGUGCAUUCUCUUCUUCUGCAAUAGAAGUGGAGCUGACCGAACACCUGACCCGUGAAAAGUUGGGUCUGAUACGUGAAGGUCUUAAUUAGAAUAUGCAACGCGCUAAUGAAGUUAACUCUGCUUAGCGAUAACUUUAUCAAACAAAGAAAAAAGCUUAAAUGCCUCUCUCUUCAUUUGCAAGUUCCACAAGAUCAAUGCAACUGGAAAAACUUCGAGUGUAAUGCAACAACUAGUUUGGGACACUAUAACAGCCCAUUGCUAUUCCAGGUGCAUGGAAUACUGGGUCACGUAUUUUACUUGUCCUUUUACACAGCCCUCACGAACGACAUCGAGCCGACAAAAAUAGAUUUGCUGCUUUUUUAAAUUACCUAUAUUGCCUCAUCUGCCUUAGCUAAGUUUCCACAAUCUGAAUUUUUUGAUUUACAUAAAAAAAAAACAUCUCAACCUUUCCAGUUGGGAUUUUGAGCUCAUUUUACUCUAAUUAGGUUCCAACAACAGCAAAAACUGAAAUACAUUUUUUUUCGCAAAAUUUUUGAUUUAACCUCAAACUCUCCUAAGUAAGUCACAAGGCCUGUAUAACAUUUAAAAGGAGAAAAAUGCAAUUUAGACUAAUCAGGUCUUAGGACUUUAAAGGCUAACUACGUAUUUACACUUACCAAUUCAAGGCAAAGGGGGGUUUUCAAUUGAGUGUCGAAAAAACCCAAAAAAAAGUUAAUUACAAUUACCAUUCGGAAAAAAAAAGGUUAAUAUCAUCAUUGACCGAUGAGAACUUAAAUUAAAAACUUUGCAGCCUGCUGAAAGUGCGGGAAAACGCGACUGACUAAGUUGGGAUUUGAAUUUUUUGUUUGAAUUUGAUUGGUUGAGAUGGUGGCACGAGUUUUCUUGACCAAUCAUAGAGCGAAGUAAGGCAAAACCGAACGAACCCCGGAUCACUCUCUAUUUAUAUACAGCAAAGCAACUCAUCAAAAAAGUUCAUUUUUCCUCUGUAAGUAUAUUUAUGUUAUGCCUUUGAUACCUAAGAACCCAAAUAUAAGUUGUUACUUAACGCUACCUUUUAAGGUUAAUUAAAAUGUAAUAUAAUGUACCUUACUAUUCAAGUUAUGUUAGCCACUUUUAUGCAUCUGCUUCCAUAUUAGAGUUGUCAUUGGCUUAACGUGAAACUUUUCAAGCAUCAAUUUCCCCAUUUAUUUACCUAAACUUCCAGAAGUUUGAUGUUUUUUAUACAUAUAUAAAUAUAUAUAAAUCGGCUAAUAGACUUUGGUUUUUGACAAAUGCAAUAUAGAGGUCUACCAAACACCGACAUGAACAUAAUAAACAUUGAACCACUAGUUUAGGUCAGUGUGAGUUUUUGUUACCUGUUUUCCUCAAAUGAAAGAUGAUCUAAAGAUCUUUCUGUGCUAUCCUUUCGUUAUUCUUGCUAUUUCCUACAGAAAAAUUUUAAUCCGAAGGACGCAUUGCUCUCCUCUGUUUCGUAAAUUUAUAUACAGAGAUUAAACUGACAUUUCGAAAUUUA
Molecule: messenger RNA, 4832 nt
Organism: Pocillopora damicornis (cauliflower coral)
Lineage: Eukaryota; Metazoa; Cnidaria; Anthozoa; Scleractinia; Pocilloporidae
Product: atrial natriuretic peptide receptor 1
Biological process (GO): protein phosphorylation; intracellular signal transduction; cGMP biosynthetic process
Cellular component (GO): plasma membrane
Molecular function (GO): ATP binding; protein kinase activity; adenylate cyclase activity
Source: RefSeq, a predicted model, not a curated record